This is a messenger RNA of Exophiala oligosperma, 2469 nucleotides long. RefSeq lists its product as uncharacterized. The record is from RefSeq and is a predicted model, not a curated record. Bases 55 to 2280 code for a protein of 741 amino acids. Gene Ontology annotation, molecular function: RNA binding. Gene Ontology annotation, biological process: pseudouridine synthesis; box H/ACA snoRNP assembly; ribosome biogenesis. Lineage: Eukaryota; Fungi; Ascomycota; Eurotiomycetes; Chaetothyriales; Herpotrichiellaceae. The transcript has a single exon. Gene Ontology annotation, cellular component: sno(s)RNA-containing ribonucleoprotein complex.
CUUAAUCUUGACCAUCCAGGGUGAUUUUGCAGUUGUCCUCGUGUCUCAUACGCCAUGGAUGUUGACGAGUUUCCCACAUCUCCUUCCAAACGCCAAAGAACAGCCUCGCCUGACGGAGACCGCCCUUCUUCUCAGAAUGCGAACUUAACUAGCGGAUGUGAUGUUUUGACGAUGCAGGCGUCAACAGAGAAUACUUCGACUAUUCCUGGACUCGGCCAAUUAAAAGAACAAGUGUUGGAAAAUAUGACUAGUUCUCGGGACCCGAAUUCUUUACUGGAUGCGCUGAUGCUCCAGGUCGAAGCCGAAUCCUCUUCUGCUGCGCAACUUCAGCCGUCCUCAACCCAACCUCUCAUGUCCAUUGCAGAUGGUGAACAGAACACCACACAAGAGAAUCCGAUGGCUGUUGGGGUACAUGGGUCUCAAGCAGAAGUACAAAAUCCUCGUCAGGAUACCACAACUAUCGACUCAAUUAAUGUAAACGAGGGCGAGUCGACCGCUCAAGUGACACAAAACGCUGUUGCCCAUGAUGCCAUGGUCGGUAUCAACGCGGACACCAAUGAAGCCAUCCCGACAGUGAGAGACGAGGCCGGUGCCCCAGCUGCUCCGGUUGUGCCAGAGAGUUCUGAAGACAUAUCUCCAGCAGAACACUUGCACCCUCAUGAGACCGCGGCCGAGGGCGCAGAGUGGGAGAUCGACUCUUCACCUUACGAAUCAUCUUCAGACUCCGAUUCCUCGGACGACACCACAUCUUCGGAUGAAGACAGCGAUGAAGAUGUUGACGGAGAAUAUUCAAUGCUUGAUCCAGAAGAGACAGCUAGGAUGCUGAUGCAAGAAGAUGGAGGCUCGGACGACGAAGGAGGUAGAUCCCGAGACAAAUCAGAUGGUGCCCAGCUGCGGACGGCAAAUGAGCGACAGGAAGAAGUGAUACCGAAGCCUGAUAUCAUUGUGACCAAUGAAAUGAAAGUCGAAGAAUUGGGCAAUGUUGAGUUCGUGGUUGAGAGCACAGUGGUGAUCAAAGCGAAGACGUCUGGAGAAUACCAGGUUCUCGAGUCUGGAUCCUUGAUCUGCCUCGAAAACCGAUCUGUUGUCGGGGUUGUCGCAGACUUGAUAGGGCGAGUCGAAGAACCCCGGUAUACGAUCCGAUUCACCAAUGACGAGGCUAUCGCAGAGGCUGGUCUCUCGCAGAUCGGCACUGUAGUCUUCUACGUACCCCAGCAUUCAACCUUUGUUUUCACACAGCCUCUGAAGGCCGUCAAGGGCAGCGAUGCAUCGAAUUUCCAUGAUGAAGAAGUGGGUGAUGAUGAGAUGGAGUUUUCGGAUGACGAAGCUGAAGCAGAGCACAAACGUCAAAUGAAGGCGAGAAAACAAGGAAGGGGGGACACUGGUAGAGGCCGUGGUGGAUCAAAGUUGGCAAGAGGAUCAUCACAUCGUGGUAGUCGUGGAGCACACCUUCACCAUAGCACCGAUAACAACGGUUAUGGUAACGGGUCGAUUCAAAUGAAUUAUGAUGAUGUCCCGGACGGUGGUGAUGAAGGGUAUACUCCCCUUCAGAGGCCUGACAAUAUGGCCGAGGCUUUGUCGAGGGGCGAACAACCUCAAGAGAACAGUCACGGCCAUCUACCUCCUCCUCCACCGUUUUUCCAGAACGGUAGACCUGAUUUCGGGGGAAGAGGCAGAGGUCAUCUCAGAGGACGAGGAGGGACUUCGCGAAAUAACCGCGGCGGCGGCGGAGGGUUCAAUCACUCUCGAGGUGGUGGCGGUGGCUUUAAUAAUCGCCAACAGCAGCACAACACCCACAGUUCCCAGGGUGGCUACCGACCCAACGCACCAGACCUCAAUCUUCCUACAACCCCGUCGAUCACACCACACAACAUCUCAUACCCUCCUACUACACCAUCGCCGAUGACUCCUCUGCCCAACGUCUCGUUCAGUUUCGGGGAGAUGCAAGCACCACAAGCUGGAGUUCCCUUUAUGCCACAGAUGCCACAGAUGCCACAGAUGCCACAGAUGCCACAGAUGCCAAUGGGAAUGUCUCCAUCGUUCUUUGCUCAGUUUCAACAGACGCAGCCACAGCCAUUUCAGCAGCGGCAACAGCAGCAACAGUUUCCACCACAAUUUCCACCCUCCAAACACGGUCAGCAGAAUUUUGCUCCUGGUACCGAGUCCAAGACUUCAUCGUCGCAACCGUUUCACAAUCCGGGAGUGUGGGCAGGUAAUCCUGCUCUUGCGGCAGCCUUGCAGAGACACGCAGAAGAGCAGAGAAGGAACCAAGGGUCUUGAAAUGGUUUUGUAUAGUGUUGUUGUGGGUCUCAAGGCGAGACACCAAGGAGGUACGGUAUCUUUCCCUGCAUUUCUCGGUGGCAAUGUUCUCGGAAAGUCUUGUUGUAUCAAGUAGGUAAAUAAGGCGAGGUGUGAGUAUCCAAGUAUCUACUGUAUCAUAACGGCGGUUGCUCGACAGACGACAUCAUU